Molecule: messenger RNA, 2248 nt
Organism: Passer domesticus (house sparrow)
Lineage: Eukaryota; Metazoa; Chordata; Aves; Passeriformes; Passeridae
Product: serine/threonine-protein kinase PAK 3-like
Exons: 6
Coding region: 341-1207 (288 amino acids)
Biological process (GO): intracellular signal transduction; regulation of actin cytoskeleton organization; regulation of axonogenesis
Cellular component (GO): cytoplasm
Molecular function (GO): protein serine/threonine kinase activity; ATP binding
Source: RefSeq, a predicted model, not a curated record
UUCUUGGAUGUAGCAUGAGCUGCUGUUCUCUGAAAAUGUCAAGGCAUUCUUUAGGCAAACUGCUGAGAGGAAGGGAACAUCCCCUCCUCUCCUGGAAUUCACUUUGCAAUAUUCUUUCUGCUCUGCAAAAAAAGCAGAUGUUGAUAAAAAUUCAUUCCAGAUCCCAGGGUGCACUGAAUCUUUGGAAGUAUGUAACCUUGUGCUGAAUCUCCCAAGAGUGUUUCUUCCCAAGAAAAUGAAGACUCCUGAUUUUUCAGCCCUCCUUCCCGUUUGUAGAUGACCGCCACUUGCCUUGGUGCCUGUUUGUCUUCUGAUUUCUGUCUGCUCUGAUGGUUUUUCCAUGGGCUUAGUUUCCCCUCAAGGCAACCCUGCAAAGGAGUGUGGGAGAAUCAGACUCUGUGCAGAGCUGCCUGUUUUGCUGGGGCUGCUGUUGUUGUUGUUCUUGUUGAUGUUAUCAUUAGCUAAAAGACCACAAAUUGCUCAGAGCCCCAGAGAGUGGAGCUGGGUUUCAGAUCUCCUGCAAGCUCAAUCUCUCUGUUUUGAACUUUGCUUCUUGCAUUUUGUUUCUUUCAGGGUGUGUGGUGAGUGUGGAAGAUCCAGAAAAGAAGUACACUGGAUGGGAACAUCUUGGCAGUGGGUGGCUGUAAAGGAACUUUAUCUCCAGCACCAGGGCUGUGAGGGAAUAUUAAAAGAAAUCCUGCUCAUGAGAGAAAAUAAGAACGCCAAUAUUGUCAGCUACUUAGAAAGCUACCUUGUGGAUGAGGCUGUCCUGCUGGUGUUGGAAUAUAUGGAUGGAGGCUCCUUAGCUGAUGUGGUCACUGUGAGAAGGAUGGCUGUAGGACACAUAGCAACAGUGUGUCGGGAGUGCCUGCAAGGCCUGGCUUUCCUUCAUGCCAAGCAGGUGAUCCACAGAGACAUCAAAAGCGACAACAUCCUUCUGGGCCGGGACGGCUCCGUCAAGCUGGCUGAUUUUGGCCUCUGUGCUGUGCUCAGCCCUGAGCACAGGAAACGGAGGUCGAUGGUCGGGACCACUUACUGGAUGGCACCCGAGGUGGUGAGAAGAGAGCCUUACGGCCCCAAAGUGGACACCUGGUCCCUUGGCAUUGUGGGAAUAGAAAUGGCCACAGGAGAGGCUCCUUAUAUGCAGGAGACCAGUGACAAGCAUCCAUUUCUGCAAUCAGCGGAGCCUCUCUUAAGCCUCUUCUGACAGCCUGAUUGCUGCCAUCCCUGCAGCAAGGGAAUGCAAGAAGCAAAGGAGAUGACAAGGUGUGAGAGUCUGUCUGAAACGUCCCUCAUUUUUUGCCUCUCGAUCAUCAUGAAAGCCAAGACCAGCUGGGAAAGGGAAAGAUCCUGUUCUGAAAAUCCAGGUCUGUCUGGUCCACCAAGCCAGAUUAUUUCCUACGGGUGUGUUUGCUCAACUCAUGGAACACUGCACCCAAGAAGGGGCAGUGUGCUCUCCUUCGCCUGCAUCACCUAGCAACGCUAGUGCUGGAAUUUCUCCACCCUUCUGACUUGGCUGGACUUUCUCUCUGGAAUGACCUUCCCGGAGGUCACCACAAAAGGACCCUCCAUUCACCGUACAUCAACCACCGUGACAGAUGGACUGAGAUGGGAGAAGGUUCUCCCCUAGAGGACUGAGACGUGCGACCCCUACAUGGAAAAGCUUCCCUCUUUUGCCAAAAGGACUAAGACUGAAAUCCCCACUGUAGGGUGAGGGAAGGUAUGCGUGGGGACCGGAGCAAGUUUUGCAAGCGACCACUGGACCGAGAAGACAAUGGUUCCUGCCUACGACAUCUGCUGCUGACGACGCCUGUUCCUGAUGGACUACUGAUGGACUCCUUGUACCCUUUAUCAAUAGACUAUUUUGAAAUGGGUCCCCUUCCCCCAUUUCAAAAGGACUAUAAAAAAGGUUAGACCUGACUGAUACCUUUGAGAUCUCCCCUGACAUGAAGAGGACAGGCCUCUUCGUCGACCGGACUUCGAGGGACAUCUGCACGUCUGGUAGCUAUAUAGCUGCUUGCCCUCCCUCUCUUCUUUUUCUUUUCCUUAUUCUUUUCCCUUUCUUCAUUCCCCUUCUCUCUAACGCAUCUUUGCUAUGGCUAUUUAAUAAAAGUACAUGUAUUUUGAUUUUACUGCAAAUCCCCUUGUCGUGUCAGUUUUUGCACCCUGAGAUCAGUGAAAAAGAACCUACACGAAUCACGUCCUUAGGACGGAUCGUGUCAUAAAUUGGAUCUUGGGUCACGGAUCU